ACAUAUUUAAAAAAAAUAUUAUGUCACGGUCGAAACCCGAACUACAAUUAUAUCGUCCUGGUAGUGGUCGACUUCGAAAAUCUGUUCAGGAAUCGGAAUGUGAAAAUAAACUUGAUUCGGGUAGCAAUUUAAAUCUUAAUGUGUACAAUAGACAAUAUGAUAAUACUAACAAAUUUGAUUUAAUAAGCAGUAAUAUUAAUGAACUCAGUUUGUCACAGUCUUAUCGAGAAGAGUUGGGAUCUACGUGUAGUUUGACGAGUGAUUAUAAACGUAGCAACAGGCAUAAGAAGUUUGACCGAGUGUUGUAUGAUCCAAAGCGGGUUAUUGAUAAAGAAAAAUCAUCAGGUGUUUUAAAUCAUCAUCAUCAAAGUAACAAUAUGCAACUGGGAGGCGGUCAUCGUUCAGACUCUGGUAGAAAUCAAUAUGAUCAAUCACGAAAUCGCGGGCGGGAUAAUAAAAAUAGUGGGGGUAGGAGUAAUAAUGAUGGAUAUAAUGAUAAUAGUAACACAUCGAAUAAACAUUCACAUAGGAGAGGUCACGGUAAUCGAAAUCGCUAUGAUCAUGAUGGUAAUGAUAGACGAGGGAAUAAUGAAGAAAGUUGGAGAUCAUAUUCACCACAUCGACGGGAUUAUCGACAGGCAUCUGAACCAAGAAUAAUGGGUGUACCAUCGGAUGUCAAUCGUGUACGAGAUACUCGUAGCGUCGAACCAAUGGGUCCACCACGUUGGAAUCAAGAUAAAAUGCAUUCAAAACCGCCAUCUGGUCGAAGAAAUAGUACAAUAUCAAUGGGAUCAGAUGGUAUGAUUCAACAGAAACCAUCAAAACCUCCACCAAAUUUCGAUUCAUUACCACCACGAUUUAAAAAUAAAUUUUUAAAAAAUAAUGGAUUUCACAAUGUUAAUAAAAGUUCUGAAGAACCAUGGGAUGGAUCUAGCGUGACUUUUCAAGGUUCGGGAAAUGGGAAUUAUCAACAAUCAAAUUCGCGUGUUGGGAGUCCACAUCAAAAACCACAAAUAGUACAGCAACCUAUGCUUGGAGGUGGUGGCAAUCAAAUGCGUGGUGGUUAUAUACCACCUCAAUCUUGGUCACAAACUUUACCAAACAUGCGUGGUAGAGGACGCGGACGACUUAGACAAGAUGAUUUAGACAUGGAUCGAUUAUGUCAACAACUCAGCCGAACAGGUACGGAAAAAAUUAAUAUGAUGAACCAUCAAGUUCAGCCUCGGCCUAUGACACCCCCACAAUACUCAAAUGUAAUACGCACACCGAGUAAUGAAAGUUUAACACGUUGCCAACAAAGCCCAAGUAAAGAUUAUUCCUUAAAAGUGGAUCGUAUGUAUCGAGGAUUACAUACACCGCCACCUCAUGUUACUACACCACCUGGUCAAUUUCGACGAAAUAGUAUACCAGUGGAAUCACAACAAGUUCAUACACCUAGAGCACCAUCACCAAAUGUUUCACAACAACAACAACAACCACAACAACAACAACAGCAACAACAACCACAACAACAACAGCCAUCACCGUCAUCGAAAACACCACCGGAAAUUCUUGAUUGGAGCGAAGAAGUUGAAAUGUAUGCUGAAAUUGAGGAAGGUUUAAGCGAUGCUGCGAUUACGAGAAGUUCAUCGAUGAAUAGUUUAGUGGAUCAUUCAUGUAAUACACAUCCGCCACGGGAUAAGAAGAAUCGCAGGAGAAGAAAUCGUAGGAAAGGGGAUGGACGAAAUCGUCCGAAUAGAGACAACCGUGAUCGAAGUAUUGAUAAUGGAACGCGAAAUCAAUCACAGAAUUCCAAUAGAAGCAACUACUCACAUAAUCGAUCUGGAUAUCGUUCGCGGGAUAAUAGCGCAUCUCGUGAAACUUUUAAAGUGCCAGAAUUUCGUGGUGAUUCACAAUCAAGAGGGGGUAAUCAAAAUAGAAACAAUAAUGAAGGACAUAGACAUCGACGACGACGCGAUAGUCGUGAUUCAAGUGGUGAACGAAGCCGACGCAAUUCAUUUAAAGAAUCAGACAAUAGAAAUUGGCGUGAUGAAAUUCGUGAUCGACGGCCGCAAGAAAAAGAAACUGCUGAACCAAUAAAAACUUCAUCAUGUCAAGCGCCAGGUAUUUUGGUAUUACCUAGAGGAGACACUACUGCUACAGAUAGCCCACGGCCGCAAAAUCUUCCCAUUUCUAAUCGGCAUUCAUCUCAUAAUGUACAACAAGCGAAUCCAGUUGUAUCGUCACAACAGAAACAACUUUUCGACCAUCAUAAUCCCGAUAAGCCAAUUGUGGUUCAAGCAACGAGUAGUCGAAUAUCAAUUCCAGACCCAACACGCUUAUCCGCAAGUGAUUCGUCAUCUUCGAUAAACAUAAACAAUCAGGGGCCAAACUGUGUAACGGAUCAGUUUGGUAAUAUUCGACCACCAUGGUAUGAUCCAGAACGAUCACGUACAACAACGUCGAAAAUACACGUAGAUACAGAAAUUGCUGAUCUGCAGUUACAAUGGCUACUAAAUUCUGGUGAUAUUUGUCGUGAUUGGGAUCGAGCAAUGGCAAUUCGACAAUUUUUACAAGAAAGUUUAGUCACAUGGCUACGUACCGAGAUUAAAUUUUGUCAAACAGAGAACGUUGAGAACUAUUUUUGGCGUAUUUUAUAUUAUAACAUUAUUGAAGUAUUACGAAAAGAAGAUAGACCAGAUCAUAAAGAACAAAGUCGACAAUAUCUAAAACAAAUCAUUGAUGAAGGUACAAAAUAUUUUGAAAAUGUACUCAGAGAAUUAGAAAAGAGUUAUUCAUUUAAAGUUGAAGAUUUUUUGGGUAGUAAGAGUUAUCCACAACCGAAAGGUUUAGGAUAUGUGGGAUUGGCUUUGGUGUCUGCACAAAAGGUUUAUAUUUGUCUUGGUGAUUUAGCUCGAUAUAAAGAACAAAUGAAUGAUCAACCUAGUUAUGGAAUAUCUAGGCAGUAUUAUUUACAUGCUCAACAGCUAAAUCCUAAAAAUGGUCGUCCAUAUUACUUAUUAGCUGUUUUAGCUAAUAAUGCUCGGAGAAAAUUAGACGCUGUCUAUUACUACAUGAGAAGCUUAAUGACAUCAAAUCCUUUCCAGUCAGCUAAAGAAAGUUUAACUAGUUUAUUUGAUGACAUUCGGAAAAAGUACGAACAAACAGAACGUAAAAGACGUGAAGAAAAAGCCGAACGUGCUAAAUUGCACAUGAAAGAAAGAGAGAGAAAUGUACCAGGUGGUAAUUCAUUACGUCGCGAAAUUUGGAUUCAUCCCGAGGGUGGUAGACGUGUUCAUAGAACAACAUCUGCUCAAGCUGGUGUUUUGUUAGAUUCGGAUGAAGAAGAUAUUUCAAAACUUACCAGUAGUGAAAUUAAUAAACGUUUUAACAUCAGUUAUUUACACGUACUUGGCAAAUUAAUAACAAAAAUUGGAAUGGAAACAUUUCAAGAUGCUGCCCUUCAAAUGUUAAAAGAAUUUAGAGCAUUAUUACAACACUCACCAUUUCCAUUAAUAUCGACGCGUCUACUUCAACUUCUCGCAUUGAACAUGUAUGCAAUUGAAAGUUCCAAAUUGAAAGAGCCACAAAUUGAGCCACGGUGCCGAUCUGAAGUUCAAGAAUGUGCGUUAGUUGUCUCAUUGCAAAUGUUUAACAUAAUUGUUGAACGCUGUGUAUCACUUUUAAGAGAACAACUUGAUAACACAGAUCACCCGUUGCCACGAAUUGUUGGCGAUGAUUUACAAGUCAUUUUACCAGCAAUAAAGGUUUGGUGUGAUUGGAUGUUAUGUAAUAUGUCAAUAUGGAAUCCUCCACCUUCAUGUUCUGAUUAUAAAAUUGGUUCGCAGGGUGAUACAUGGAGUCGUUUAGCUGUAUUAAUGAAUCUCCUAGAGAAACUAGAUUAUGAACAGUUGGAGUUGGUCAGUGCGCCCGAGGACGGUAAUGAAAUGAUUCGCUUACCAGAAGAUGCAAUGUUAAGUGGAUUUACACCAUUAAUGUGGAAUCCAUUAGAAAUACGUUAUGUCAACAAAGAUGCUGACAUGGAAGUGGCGCAAAUAUGUUGGCGAAUAAAUCGUAUAUACUUCUUUGGAUCAGAAAUAUUAUGUGGUAUAACGCCACCUGUGUUGAAAUUGCAUAAAUUCGACACUGGGCGUAGUGAAUAUAUUUCUGUUGUACGAGCAUCACAAAAAGGCGAAGAAAAUUCGUAUGCACAAGAUUUGUCCAGUGAUUCGGAUAUUCUUGUGGAAAGCUUUAGUGAAGAUGAAGAUUCAGAUGAACCAAAAAUAGAUGUCAUUUCAGCUGGUAUUACAGACGCAACCGAUGAUGAAAUUCGUGGACUUUUACAACGGAAAGAAGAACUAAAAAAACGUCAAUUAACACAGGAACGACAUCGUGCACGAGUACAAGCCAUUUUACAACAAUCUGUGGUGAGUGUUGAAAUCGAAGUGAAACCUCGAUUACUGGUACCAGACACAAAUUGCUUCAUCGACUAUUUAACAUCAUUGAAAACAAUUACAGAAGCUCAAAUUAGUGCUCAACCAGUAUACAUUUUAAGCGUUCCACUAGUUGUUUUUAAUGAAUUGGAAGGCCUAGCACGUGGUGGUAAGACUCCAACACCAUCAACACGAACAUCCAUCGAUCCAGCACAUAUUGCAAAAGUAGCAGAAGCUGCAAAAUAUGCUCUCGAAUUUCUGCGUUCACGGAAUGCAGCGGUACGUUGCUACACAUCCAAAGGCGCUGUCGUACCAUUAUAUACCCAUACACUGGAGGAAGAUUUCGACCAAGACGUUGGUGUACGAAAUGAUGAUCGAAUAUUGGCGACAUCAUUAAGUUUAUGCCGCGGCUCAAACAAAGAUCAACAUAACGAAGGGGAACCACGUCGGUUAUAUCGUGAAGUUGUUCUGCUCACAGACGAUCGUAAUCUCCGUGUAAAAGCAUUAGCUCGUGAUGUACCAGUCAGAGAAUUACCAGAUUUCAUGAAAUGGGCGGGAUUGGGAUGAACCACCCGACCCCUCCUAGUGUCCACUUUCUUCUUGUUUUAUUAAAAUAACAGCAACAAAAACUAAAACAACAGAACAACAUGCUCAUCUCUUUUGCUAAAGCAAAAACAUAGUUUUUAAUCUUGUGGGUGAGUAUGUUUCAAAUUUAAUGUAUGUAUAAAAAAAAACAAAUUUGGGUAAAAAUUUAAUGUUUAAAAAAAAGGUACGAUGAUGAUGCACAUGCAUGAAUCGGCCAGAAAUUGGCCUAAUAUGAACGUAAUGUUCUGAGACACAAAGUAAAGUUUAAAAGCUGCGUACACAUGGUACGUUGAAUGAUUUGGAAUCAAUAUCUCUAGCAGUUGAAAUGGCUCUCUAGACCAUCAAAUCAUGAACAAGUCAGUGAUAGGAAAACGUCUCAUGUGUACCUCCAAAAAUUAUCAAAAAACAACUUAUAUCCAAGUUGUGUUUUCAAUCAUAAUAAACCCACCCGAGCAAGUCCUUAAUAAACAUUGAAACCAAACUCUUUCGCACAAAGCUGCUCAAGUUUCCGAUGCUCUCUUCCAUUUAUUAUCUUAGUGAAUUCUGAGCUUUAUUCGCGUUUGAAUGUGGGUAGCAUUAGUUGCAAGCGUGUCCGCAACAUCAAUGACAAUUAAAAAAAAUUUUUUAAUAGAAAAACAUUUCCGCAUAAUUUUUUGUGACUUUUAUAAUUCAAAAAAGGUAGUCAAGAUAUGAAUUGACGAAUGUUGGAUAUUUAAAUAGUUUUGUGUAUAAAUGGGCUAUGUUUUCAAUGAGAACACUUUUUUAUGAACUACUACAAAAAAAUGUUUUGUA
Molecule: messenger RNA, 5789 nt
Organism: Chrysoperla carnea
Lineage: Eukaryota; Metazoa; Arthropoda; Insecta; Neuroptera; Chrysopidae
Gene: Smg6
Exons: 17
Coding region: 21-4979 (1652 amino acids)
Biological process (GO): nuclear-transcribed mRNA catabolic process, nonsense-mediated decay
Cellular component (GO): telomerase holoenzyme complex
Molecular function (GO): telomeric repeat DNA binding; protein binding; telomerase RNA binding
Source: RefSeq, a predicted model, not a curated record